Molecule: messenger RNA, 942 nt
Organism: Yarrowia lipolytica CLIB122
Lineage: Eukaryota; Fungi; Ascomycota; Dipodascomycetes; Dipodascales
Biological process (GO): pantothenate biosynthetic process
Cellular component (GO): mitochondrion
Molecular function (GO): 3-methyl-2-oxobutanoate hydroxymethyltransferase activity; magnesium ion binding
Source: RefSeq, a predicted model, not a curated record
AUGUCUCUUUUGCGCACUCUGAGGCCCGUUCUGGGCUCGGCCCGGCCUGUCACACCAGUUUUGGCCCGGUCCUACUCGGCCCAUCACUCUCCUCAGACAUCAGAUCAAACUCGAAAAAAGGUCACUAUUCCCGAGUUGGCCAAGAUGCGACGAAACAAGGAGAAGAUCAGCAUGGUAACGGCCCAUGAUUACGUGACCGGUCUGAUCGCUGACAAAGCCGGUGUUGAUAUGAUUCUGGUCGGAGACUCCUUGGCCAUGGUGGCUCUGGGGUACCCCAACACCAACCAAAUCGAGCUCGAGGAAAUGGUGUAUCAUGCUAAGGCUGUUUCUCGAGGUGUUAAGAGCGCGUUUAUGGUUGCAGACCUGCCUUUUGGUUCGUAUGAAGAGUCCCCAGAGAAAGCUAUCCGAUCUGCUAUUCAGAUGAUCCAAAAGGGAGGAAUGGAGGCUGUCAAGAUGGAAGGAGGCAAGGAACUGGCGCCCACUAUCAAGCGACUGACCGAGGUGGGAAUCCCUGUUCUGGGACAUAUCGGACUCACCCCCCAGCGUCAGUCGUCGUUGGGAGGAUUCAGAGUGCAGGGUAAGACUGCCUCUGGAGCAGAGAGUAUUCUGGAAGACGCGUAUGAACUGCAGAAGGCUGGAUGUUUUGCUAUUGUGCUUGAAGCAGUUCCCGACAAGGUUGGAGAAUGGCUCAGUUCGAAGCUAGAGGUCCCUACCAUCGGUAUUGGUGCUGGACCCGGAACCUCCGGGCAGGUGCUGGUCAUGCUCGAUAUGCUGGGAGGAUUUGGAAGCUUCACGCCCAAGUUUCUCAAAAAGUACUCGCAGUUUCUUGAUAUUAAUGUUGGAGCUGUCAAGCAGUACCAUGAGGAGGUCAAGGGUGGAGUGUUCCCUGCCCAGGAGCAUUGUUAUAAGAUGGGUGAUGAGGAAGCGGCUAAACUGAAAUAA